AUGUCCCAAAAUGACCUCCAGCAGCUGGGCCAGGCAAGUCCAUACCUCACCGCACCUCAGCUCCUAGCCCGAUCUCCUUCGCUCACCUUCCCUCGUGAAAGCGACCCAGUUGAUCGAGACACUCUACUCACCCCACACCCCACCGUCCUUGCAAACCUCCCUGCAAUCCCAACUGCAAACAAUCCAAUCCAACCCCGAAUCAUGGUCUUUGAUCUCCCCCAUCUUAGCCUCCUCCACGUCUCCAUAUCCAACUCAAGUCCGUUUCUUCGCUGCUUCGACACUGCAACUCAAGAUCGCCCGAGCUUGGGAUUCCUUACCGGAGGAGCAGCAUCAGCUUAUCAAAGAACAAGUACUCGAGUGGUCGUCCCGAUCAGCAUCAGCAAGUUACCCACGAUCAGCAGCAGCAGCAACAGCAACAACUUCAUCAAGUAGCUCAGCACCGGCCAACGUCGGCGAAAGGAUCGUCUUGAGAAAACUCGCCAGUGCCUUGACGAGUCUCAGUCUGAGGCUAUUCGAUCAGGGAUGGGACCACUGGUUGUUAGAGAUCAUCACCCGCGUCGUAGCGGCUGGUACAAGUACCGAAGGCGUGUUGCAGGUGCUCAGUGUCGUGAUUGAACAAGUCGCCAGAGCAGAAUUGUCGGCAACCAAGAGGUGUGUCCAGGACAUGUUCCUAGCAGAGGCCAGCCAGCCACGAAACAUGUAG
Molecule: messenger RNA, 703 nt
Organism: Microbotryum saponariae
Lineage: Eukaryota; Fungi; Basidiomycota; Microbotryomycetes; Microbotryales; Microbotryaceae
Source: the annotation of a GenBank genome assembly